CCACACACUAUACGUAUCCUCGUUGAACAUAUCCACUUAACUCUAGGCUCUCUAGUGAUUAAUCAACCGUUAAGUUCAAAUUUUUUGCACUGCACCGAACAAAUACUGCAUAAAGAAGGCAAACACUCUUUCCAUGUUUCACUAAACAACACCACACAACACUGAGAUCACCAUUGACUAGUCAUACAGAAACCCAGACACACAAAUAUACAGAUAUACCAAUAGAAAGAGACGAGAGAAAAAGGAGAGAGAGAAAAUGUCAUCAUCACCAAUAACUAGAAAACCCACAUGGCACCCAACACCACCACCACCACCAAGCCCAAAAAUCCUCCAUUUCCCCCGUAGAACUCACCGCAGAAAUCCCAAAAACAAAAAAAAGAAGCAACUUUACCCAUUGGAGCUGCAUGAGAAAUACUAUUACAAAGGGAGGCUAGAUAGUUUAUUUGAUCAAGAAAGAGAUCAGUUUCAAUAUGGAAGGACUUCAUCUGUUAUUAAUCCCAUUGUUCUUCUCAAAACUUCAGCAACUACUUCUUCUUCGGCUUCUACUGCAGCUCAGAGGAGAGAAAGAGUUGAAGAACAAGAACAAGAAGGUGGUGCUGGGGCUGGUGCUGCUGGGGGUGGCGGUUUGGCGACGCAGGAAGGUGCCGGAGCGAGGUUGGAGGAGAAGUGGAGGUUUCAAGCAGAGAUGUUAAGGGCAGAGUGUAAUUUCUUAAGGACGGAUAGAGAAUUUGCUUUGAAGAAAUUGGAAAAGAAUAGACUUCAGAUGGAGAAGACUCUUAGAUUAGCUGUUCAGACACUCAUUUCUGGGAAAAAGAAGAUUUUUGAAGGGAAGAAUGUGAAUGCAGUAUUGGAAGAGGAGAUUGAAUAUUUAGCAGAGAAACUUGAGGAGUUAAAGAAAAGUUGUAAAAAUAAAGAUUUUGAAGUGAGACAUUGUAGUAAUUUUGAUAAAAAAGCAUAUCAUUUACAGAAAAGGCUAGAGAAACUUGGAGGCUUAACAGAUGAAACAGCUCUCAAGGAAUUACAACAACUGACUCAGUUAACCAAUGAGAUUGACAAAGAAAGCAAGAAUACUUCUACUGAUGUGGAGUUGUUGAGGGAAAAAAUUGAAGGAUUGUCAAAGGGUAUGUUAGAUGGAAUGGAGGAAGAAUAUGGGGCAAUACAUUCAAGCGCAGCUGACAGCUCUAUUGCCAGUUCUGCUUCAACUUCCAAGAGAAUUGACUCUUAUACUGACCCUUCAUCAACUUUCUCUACAAGACAACAAUCAUCUCAGGACAUGAUGCCACUCGAGGAGAACAAAUGCUCCGGGCGUUGCAAGGCUAUAGUUCGAAGGAUCGUAGAACAAGUGAGAGCUGAAACUGAGCAAUGGUCACAAAUGCAGGAAAUGCUGCAGCAGGUCAGGGGGGAGAUGGAAGAACUUCAGGCUUCUCGUGAUUUCUGGGAAAACCGAGCCGUUGACUUUGCUCAUGAAAUCCGAUCUUUACAGUCCACUGUGGAAGAAUGGAAAGACAAAGCUCAAGCAUUUGAAACCAAGGCAAAGGAUAUGAAGUGUGAGUUAACUGCAGCAGAAGACGAGCUAGAAAAAUCAAGGACAAAGAAAGCUAUGAUGGCACAUGAUCAGAGGGAGGUAACAUCUACCCCGAAUUCUCCUCUGAUGUCAUUAGCCAAACAAAUUGAGAAGGAAAAACGUGUGUUGGUUUGUCGGUUGAAAGAAGAAAAAAAUGCUAAUCAGAAGUUGCAAAAACAAAGAGCUGUUGAAGUGAUUUCAACGAAAGAUUUGCCACCUAUUUCUCUAGGGAAACAACUAGAGAAGGAAAAGAACAUGUUAAUGCAUCGUCUGAAGGAAAAUCGCAGAGCCAAUGACAGGAGUUGUAGGCGAGAGCUUUCUCCUGUUGGGAGAAGAAAAGAACAUCCUUUCAGCAAAGAAUCAGGAGUGCUAAAAAGGCCACCAUUUAAAGAUCUUGGAAAUUCAUCACCAUUAUUGGUGAGGCAAAAUAGUAAAGCAGUUUACCCUUUGCACAGCCCUGAAUCUAGACAGGCAAAUGAUUGGUUUUGAAAGUAAGCCAGAUAUAUCCUUCUCUAGCAGUUUUGUCAUGUGUCUGCUUCAAGUGAAUUGCGUAGUAUUGACUGGUGCAAGCUUUUUGUAGAGCAGACAAUUUUGAUAAGAAUAAGAGUAUUUGUUAGAUUUACGAAGAAAACGGAAUCGAAAGAUCAAGUUGAAUUGAGAUUAAGAUGAGAGAAAUGAGAAAAAGUAUAUAUCUUUGAAGCUGUACAAAUGAAAAAUAUCUAUUCUUCUCUGUUUUAGAGAGUUCUCUCUCUAUAUAGACAUGACUUUAUAAAAGGGAAAGCAAUGUAAAAAUAUAUAUAGCAGCA
This is a messenger RNA of Capsicum annuum, 2370 nucleotides long. RefSeq names its product myosin-3. Bases 257 to 2053 code for a protein of 598 amino acids. The transcript has 6 exons. Lineage: Eukaryota; Viridiplantae; Streptophyta; Magnoliopsida; Solanales; Solanaceae. The record is from RefSeq and is a predicted model, not a curated record.